AUGGCUGACCACCACGGCUGUAACUCUAGCGAUACGUACUGCAUACUCACAGGCCUAAACUGUGGUGAGACAGCCGUCAUCUCAGUUGUGACUGUUGGCAGAGGAUGCUGGAGCAAACCAAGCCUCCCUUUGUUGUUCCAGUCAGCACCUUGCCCUCCCACCCAGCUACAUGUUGACUCAUCCUGCGACUCAAACAACAUCUCGGUGUCAUGGCAGGCCUCACAUGGCUCAGUGAGCUACAUGGUCGUAGCAGAGAAUGAACAGGGCCAGCGAUGGCUGUGCAACACCAGUAGCACUUCCUGUUCCAUAGCUGGUCUUCAAUGUGGACAGCAGUACCAAGUCUAUGUUGUGGGUGUAGAUGAAAAAUGUAUUGGAGACAAAAGUAACAUCGAAGAAAUUACAACAGCACCAUGUGUGCCAUGGAACAUCCAGAAUGACCUUGACUGUCUGUCCGGUGUCCUCAACAUUACCUGGCAGUCAACAGGUUAUGCUCCACACUUCCACGCUUCUGUGGCGAGCAGCAAAGGUGAUGUCAGCAUGUGUAUAACGGACAUGCAUCACUGCAUAGUGCAGGGCAUGCAGUGUGGGCUCACCUACAGUGUGACAGUUGUGAGCCAAGUUGACGCCUGCAACAGUUCCCACAGCCCGAUAGAGCAAGUCGCUACAGUGCCCUGCGUGCCACAGAUGGUAACAGCAGAGAUGCUGUGCAGUGACAACAUGGGAGUUGUGUCUUGGGAAGAAGGUGAGGGUGUGUCCUCCUACAUGCUGCAAGCGUUUGGGCCCAGUGGUCAUCAGAUUGAAUGUAACAACACGAAGUCCAGUUGUCAGCUACCCCACAUGCGCUGUGGCCAGCUGUACAACCUUACAGUGACAGCUCUGGAUGGACGCUGCGAUAACAGUCAAAGCUACCUGAACUUGCAGUCCGUACCUUGCAGGCCAACCGAUGUUAAGGCUUCUCUGCAGUGUCACUCAAACUCUGUUGCUGUUACAUGGAAGGCGGCGAGUGGAGCAGUCUCCUACCAUGCAGUGGGUGUCACUUCAGAUGGAACCCACCAGACUGAAUGUAACAACACUAUGACCUCUUGCAAAAUGAGCGAGCUUCAGUGUGGACAGACCUAUAAUGUGAGCGUAUUUGGCCAAGAUGAGUCCUGCUCCAGUGUGGAGAGCGAAACAAUUUUUGUGCAGACAGCUCCUUGUCCACCUCAGGGCGUGAUUGUUGAUGCAGUUUGUGAUGAGGGUGCCAUGUCUGUGUCUUGGUCCCACAACCCUGAUGCCCAUUACUUCCAUGUCGUGGCAGCAAGCCACAAUGGAGCGAGACUGUACUGCAACUCGAGUGGUACAGUCUGCACUUUUGAGAAUCUACCAUGUGGAGACAGCUACAACGUUACACUCGUGUCUGUAAGAAAUGACUGCGAGAGCGAGCCCAGUCCUGCAGUCGAGAUACAUUCAGGUCCUUGUGCCCUCACAUCAAUCAACACAGUGACACAAUGCAACAGUGACAGCAUCCUUGUCGAAUGGGAGAUGUCAAACGAGACGUCAUUUUACAUAGUCACCGCUGAGGGCCACGGCCAACCCAUGAUUUCCUGCAACAGCACUUCUAGUUCUUGUGAACUCCAGGAUGUUCGCUGUGACAUGCACUACAGCAUCACUGUAUCGGCUUCCUCUGAUAAGUGCAGCAGCCUGAGAAGUCCACCCACAAGGAUCAAAACAGUUCCCUGCACCCCAAACAAUCUGACUGUGAUGUCCACUUGCGAGGACAAUGGACCCAUGGCGACAUGGGCCCACUCCCCUGUGGCCACAUCAUACCUGAUGACAGCCGUAGGUAAAGAUGGACACACGGAGAACUGCAACACCUCCGUGAAUAAUUGCACCCUCGCUGAUCUACACUGCGGCCAGCCAUACAACCUGAGCGUCACUGCUAGGGGAGAUAACUGCACCAGUGAACCUAGCGCUGCAUCUUUCACAACAGUCCCUUGUCCACCUUCGACCCUUACAGUGGAUUUUGAAUGUGAGGACAUUGCUGCCAUCCUUACAUGGACCUCUGCUGAAGGCGCUGUGAAGUAUUAUGGGCGUGCCCAGACUAUGGAAGGAGAAAUUCUUUCCUGUGACAGUGCCGAUAAUUCCUGCACUAUCAAAGGACUGCAAUGUGGUGGCAUGUACAAUUUCUCAGUUGAAGCCUCUGACAGCUUCUGCAACAGUUCGUUAAGUGCGCCUGUAGAGAAAGGAGCAGCUCCAUGCGCUCCCACUGCUCUUGAUGUUAGAAUGCAGAAAAUAGACCAAAAUGACUGGCUCAUGAGCUCAUGGGAAACAGUCAACUGUUCAGGUGUCGAGUACUUAGUGGAGAUAUUUGGCCGGAUCCAAGACAACUCCCAAGCCCUGAUGAGUCUCUCUUCUUACUGGCUAUCCGUGCCAUACUUUGAGACCCUGAUGCCUUGCGGCACAACGUACAACCUCACGGUUCGCUCAAGAAACUCAGCUGGAACCAGUAAGCCUUCUCGUGCCUUUACUGGAGUCACAGUGCCGUGUGCUCCAAUGAAUGUACAAUACAGUGGCAGCAGUCAGUCUGCUGUGCUUUCCUGGGAGGCGUCAGUGCUGGCCACAAGCUACAGCGUCUACGAUGUCUCAGGGGAAGGGAUCGUAGUGCUUUGCACCACCGCCGGCCUCUCUUGCCAGUUGACCAACUUCAGUCCUGGUUCCAUUGCAGUGACAGCCAGCAAUGCUGUUGGAGAGAGCCUUCCGAGUAGCAAUAUGACAGGUCCAGUAGGAACUCGCAGGAAAAGACAUUUGCGGGCUUCAAUGAUCCAUGCCAACAUCGACAAAGCUCUGGGAAUCCCAAACAUUCUAAAUGUAGCAUUAAAUGGAGUGUCGAUACAUGUGAGGUGGACACCAGUCAAAGAUGCAACUGAGUAUACACUCAUCAUGGUGGAGGAACAGAGAGAGCAACAUUAUCAACCCCGAGUAAGAAUUGUGGAAGGAAGUUUUUACACUGAGACUGACCUCAAGCCCAGCACCACCUAUUGCAUCAGACUGGCAGCCAGAACCCCCAUCAGCCAAAGCAACUACAGCAGGCCAAAGUGCAGAACCACCGGUGCCUCCAAAUGAAACACACCCUCUUAAUAUGAACAUUG
Molecule: messenger RNA, 3128 nt
Organism: Phycodurus eques (leafy seadragon)
Lineage: Eukaryota; Metazoa; Chordata; Actinopteri; Syngnathiformes; Syngnathidae
Product: fibronectin type III domain-containing protein 7-like
Exons: 13
Coding region: 1-3102 (1033 amino acids)
Molecular function (GO): protein binding
Source: RefSeq, a predicted model, not a curated record